CAUAUUUAUUUAUCGACCUUUUGUUUCAGUUUCUUGUCAAUACUGGACGAAAUGUGAACGCUAGAAGAUUAAAGGCUAUGAAACCGGCUGUAUUAAUUUUUGCCUUUGAAGAAUUGCCCCAAACAGGCGCUCUAAGGGCUGGACCAAUUGUGCAUGCUUACGAUGAUUCAGGGAAAGAAAGACUAAUAUUGAAAGAGAAACGACUCCUCGAAAGUCAGCAGAAGCGGAAGAGGCAGGAAAUUAUGAAGUUUCUCCAGAACCAUUAUCUCACAACUAAUUAUUUUUACAAUGAAAUUAAGAGGAUACAACGAACGAAGACAUUCAAAGACCCUAUAAGAUUGAUGGUAGACUAUUUGGAUAGACCAGAAAAUGAUAAAAUCAAGUCAAGAGUGUUAGACUGUUUUGCCGAGUUAAAAAAACAGAAGCCUGUCAAAAAUAUAUAUGACUACAAGCCUAAUAAUCUCAUUAUAAAUUUGUUCAAAGAUGAAUUUAAUGAAGGCGUUCAUUGAAGAAAUAUACAGUUGAUCAAUGUUUUAUGUGUAUAAUUUUAAUUUCCAAUUUUCACUACAAAAACAUUAUCGACAUUUCAUUGGUGUUCUAGCCAUAGGAUACGACGUCUUAUCGAUGUUAUGACGAUAUUUCGUUUCAUUUUACCACUUUGACAUGUACGUUAGUAACGACGAACGAAAGAUAAACUGCCAGUUGCUCAAACGUCCAUUAAAAUGUUCAUUAACUUAAAGCGACAUUACCCAUACAAACUUGACGUUAAU
Molecule: messenger RNA, 770 nt
Organism: Diatraea saccharalis (sugarcane borer)
Lineage: Eukaryota; Metazoa; Arthropoda; Insecta; Lepidoptera; Crambidae
Source: the annotation of a GenBank genome assembly